UCAUGAAUCAACCUACUGCCUUAAGACCGCAAAUGAUUGCUGCUGACGUACCUGUAAAUACAUCAUUAAAUAGCCUUAGCGCUGACCAAAAAUAUGAAAUUUUAGUUAAUGGAACAGAUCCAUUUGAAAAUCUACAAAGAACUGAAAAGCUGGAAGUCCCUCAACUCUCGGACACUAUCAAUUUAGGCUCUUCAUUUAAUAAUAAUACUUAA
This is a messenger RNA of Scutellospora calospora, 212 nucleotides long. NCBI's taxonomy places the organism in Eukaryota, Fungi, Glomeromycota, Glomeromycetes, Diversisporales, Gigasporaceae. The record is from the annotation of a GenBank genome assembly.